CUUCUGGCUUCUGCACCACAGCUCCUCACCCUCCACCCCAGGCUUCCGGACUGGAGAGGCAGUGGGGAUAAAACGGGGCUGGAGAGUCUCGGAACCACUGGUCUGCAGAGCUCCAGCCCGGAUUGCCCUGGUACUCUGCUCUCCUCUUGGCACCUCCUCAACAUGAGCCUGAAAGUGGGCUCCCAGGCCUCCCGCCCCUGGCCCAGCUCCGGGCUGCUGCUCCUGGGACUGCUGCUCCUGCCAGCUGUGGUCGCCCAAGUCAUAGAAGACCCUGAAGAAGGAGAUGGGUUCCUGCAAUGCAUGUGUGUGAAGACCAUCUCCGGAGUCCAUCCCAAGCACAUCGCCAGCUUGGAGGUGAUCGCGGCUGGACGCCACUGCCCCACCUCCCAAAUGAUAGCCACAUUGAAGAAUGGACAGAAAAUUUGCCUGGACCCUCAUGCCCCCCUUUAUAAGAAAAUAGUGAAGAAACUUAUGAAAAGUAAACCACCAACUGACUAAAUCUGCACAUUUACUGCAUGAUAUGUUUUGCUUUGCUUUUUCAUUUUCAAUGUAACUAUGGAAAAUCUAUGUUUUAUCAUCCUUCAAAUUAUAAACAAAUAAAAUCAAUCAAGUUGUGAUAUUUCUUAAU
This is a messenger RNA of Myotis davidii, 628 nucleotides long. It is a transcript of the gene PF4, whose product is annotated as platelet factor 4. Bases 163 to 498 code for a protein of 111 amino acids. The transcript is spliced from 3 exons. Gene Ontology annotation, molecular function: CXCR chemokine receptor binding; chemokine activity. Lineage: Eukaryota; Metazoa; Chordata; Mammalia; Chiroptera; Vespertilionidae. Gene Ontology annotation, biological process: neutrophil chemotaxis; inflammatory response; cellular response to lipopolysaccharide. The record is from RefSeq and is a predicted model, not a curated record. Gene Ontology annotation, cellular component: extracellular region.